AUGGAUGGAAAGAAAGAUGAAGCAAGCAUCCUCCUUACAUAUGAUGAUAGUUUCAUUGAUUUUUUUUUUCCUCCUCUUUCCUUUUGUUCUAAUCUAUCUACCUAUAUUCCUUUCUUUCUUUCUUUCUUUCUUUCUCAAUUUGUUCAUAUCUAUCUGCCUGUCUGUCUAUUUAUCUUUGCUCCUUUUUAUCACCUUCUUUCUUUCUUUUUUUUCAUUCUAUCUGUUUGUUCCUAUCUAUCUAUCUAUCUAUCUAUCUAUCUAUCUAUCUAUGUCCCUUUCUCUCUCUUUCUUUUUUUCUUCUUAUCUGUUCAUAUCUACCACUCUAUCUAUUUCUUUUUCUUUCUUUCUUUCUUUCUUUCUUUCUUUCUUUCUUUUUUCUUUCUUUCUUUCUUUUUUUUUUGUCAGUUUGUUCAUAUCUAUUUCUUUUUCUUUUUUACUUUCUUUCUUUCUUCUUUGUCAGUUUGUUCAUAUUCAUCUAUCUAUCUAUCUAUCUAUCUAUCUAUCUAUCUAUCUAUAUAUAUAUAUAUAUAUAUAUAUUUCGUUUUCUUUUUCUUUUCUUUGUCAAUCUGUUCAUAUCUAUCUAUCUAUCUAUCUAUCUAUAUAUAUAUAUAUAUAUAUAUAUAUAUAUAUAUAGACAUAUUUCUUUUUUCUUUCUUUGUCAAUCUGUUCAUAUCUAUCUAUCUAUCUAUCUAUCUAUCUAUCUAUCUAUCUAUCUAUCUCAGUCUAUCCAUAUCUAUUUACCUCAGUCUAUUCAUUAUCUAUCUAUCUAUCUAUCUAUCUAUCUAUCUAUCUAUCUAUCUAUCUAUCUAUCUAUCCCAGUCUGUUCAUAUCUCUCUAUAG
Messenger RNA from Acanthosepion pharaonis, 840 nucleotides. The record is from the annotation of a GenBank genome assembly. Lineage: Eukaryota; Metazoa; Mollusca; Cephalopoda; Sepiida; Sepiidae.